AUGCGAGAACUUAGAGAACAAGCAGAGGAAGAGUGUAUACAAGGUUUAGAAGAAGAUGCAUACUUAUAUUCUCUGCGCAGUCGACAGGCAGUCGAUACAGAUUCAUUCUUAGCGCCGAUUUCAAACGUAUAUAACAUCGUCCAGUCAAAUGCAUCUUCACCAACUGUCACUUUUCGUCGUCAUCGGACAAGACAUCCUCCUAUAACAGAUACCAGAUCGUUUGUCUCUGUUCCGGAACCAAUUCCACCUCAAAAAGGUGGCAAUGUUGGGCGAAAGCCCAUUGUUUUGAGUGUCUUAGCUGAAGAUGCAAUCCGCUAUAUCUUCCAUAAAAUGCUUGAAGAAAAAAUAUAUCCAACAAUUGCGACGCUUCUAGCUCGUUUGCUUGCUGAAUAUUCCGAUUUCCCAAUUCGAACAGAAUCUACUCUUCUGAAGAAGAUGAAAGAAAUUGGUUUUCAAUAUCGAAAAACAGCAACAGUCAGAAUAGCUCUUGAUUCGAUCACGUUUAUGUCUCAGAGAGCCACAUAUUUUCAAAGUAUCGAUGAUCUUCGCUCUGAUAACGCGCAAAUUUACUACUAUGAUGAGACCUGGUCCAAUGUCGGUGACGAAAAGCGUUCUAUCUGGUUGAGUGAUCGUGGGGAGGGUCGUUUACGGAAGAAUGAUGGCAAAGGAAAACGUUUAGCGAUCUCGGCGAUGAUCAAUAACCAUGCUAUCGAUAUAGACACAAUUGAUACAUUUGUAUGUGAUGAAGAUCAUACAAUGAACAGCAGUCAUUUUAUUGAAUGGCUUCGAAAGGCAGCCGAACAUUUACGACGAAAGUAUUGCAACUCAACUCGAAUCUGUAUCGUUUUGGAUAAUGCGCGCUGGCAUAACGAGCUGUGUGAUGAUGCGAAACCACCAAAGCGAUCUUGGAGGAAAAGUGAGAUCGAGCAGUGGCUCCGAAAAAGAAAAAUUAAAUAUGAAAUCUGUCAGAAGAAAGCUCAAUUGUUCGAAUUAGCUAUUGCUAAUGCUCCGCCUAAGAAAUUCAAAGCCGAUGUGGUAGCAGCCAAAUUCAAUGUACAAUUGCUUCGUCUACCUGUUAAGCAUUCCAUGCUGAACCCAGUCGAAUUGUUAUGGGCACAAUUGAAGGAGCAUAUUCGAAAAAACAAUACAUCUUUCCGUCUAUCAGAUAUUAAAUCGUUAACGAUUGAUUUUCUCAAUUCAUUCACAUCCGAUUCUUGUGGAAAACUCAUUCAGCAUGUACGUGGUGUAGAAGAAACUUUUCGUGCAGCUGAUGAACUCGUCGAGGAACAGCUCGAACCAAGUCUCAUUGAUUCCGACUCAGAUGGCGAACGGGACACAAAUGAAAAUCUCGAAGAUACAGACGAUGAUGAUAUGUAA
Rotaria sp. Silwood2 is the source of this 1377-nucleotide messenger RNA. The record is from the annotation of a GenBank genome assembly. Lineage: Eukaryota; Metazoa; Rotifera; Eurotatoria; Philodinida; Philodinidae.